Pectinophora gossypiella (pink bollworm) is the source of this 1083-nucleotide messenger RNA. It is a transcript of the gene Polr1F, whose product is annotated as DNA-directed RNA polymerase I subunit RPA43. The record is from RefSeq and is a predicted model, not a curated record. Gene Ontology annotation, biological process: DNA-templated transcription initiation. The transcript is spliced from 4 exons. Lineage: Eukaryota; Metazoa; Arthropoda; Insecta; Lepidoptera; Gelechiidae. Bases 114 to 992 code for a protein of 292 amino acids. Gene Ontology annotation, cellular component: RNA polymerase I complex.
AAAAUAUAAAAACAAAAGAGAUUGCGAUGUCAAAAUAACUUUUCGAUGGAUUUGGGUAUUUUGGAUUAUUAUGGUAAUUUUUCAAAUAUAAAAUUCAUAAAUGCAGUUUUAAAAUGUCCACUAUCAUAAAAUUCGAUCUAAAGGAAUUACGAAAAUUGGCCAACGAUAAAGCGUCCUGCAUUGUUGAAAAGAAGGUUACCCAAAACCUGGCGUUGCAGCCAUGGUGUCUUGGAAACCUCAAAGAAUCUUUGAAGAACUUGCUGGAUUACAAAAUUGGGAAGUUUGAUAAAGAAUUUAACGGGAUCCUGCUCAGCUAUAAAAAUCUUCGUGUACUACAAAACGUUGGAACGAUAAGAAACGACAAUGCUGACAUUCAUUUUCAAGUACAAGCAGACUAUUUUAUAUUUCAACCAUAUGUAGGAGCUACUCUUAAAGGUGUUGUCAAUAAGAAGAGCUCUACACAUUUAGGAAUUCUUGUUCACAGAGUAUUUAAUGUGGUUAUACCAAGGCCAACAGAGCAACCGGGCAAUAAAUGGAUUGGAACAACUAUUCAAGAGGGCCAGGAAGUUGUAUUUCAGAUUGUGGUUCUUGACUUGUUUGGAGCUUUACCUUAUAUAAGAGGGGAGUUAGAUGAAAGAUGGAUAAAACAAGGCCCAGAUGGUGAUGAUGAAGUUGUAGAUUCAAAGUCACGGUCAAUGUGUGUGUCUUAUGUAAACUUUGAUAAGACAAAACCAAACAUUCAAAAACAAAUUGGAGAUGGACUACCACAUUCUUCUUCAAAGACAAAUUCAGUUUGUUCCAAAGCAGCAGAAACUACAAAACAAGUAAAAAAUAAUACAGUCAAUAACCAUGUGAAUGCUAAAAAUGUGGAAAGUGAUGUUAGCAUGACCGAAAAGAAUAAAAGCAAAAGACAGACCAAAACGUCAGAGGUGGAUCCCAAACAGAUGGACAUGAAUCAGAGAUUAUUUAAAAAACAUAGGAAAGAUAUAUAAAUAUUUGUUCCUAUUUGACCUGUCAAAAAUUUAAAAAGAUAUGAGUAUUUAAUUUUUAAUAAUAUACAUUUUUUAUUUGCUGUCUUGCAAA